Antechinus flavipes (yellow-footed antechinus) is the source of this 9802-nucleotide messenger RNA. It is a transcript of the gene CNTNAP2, whose product is annotated as contactin associated protein 2. The transcript has 24 exons. Lineage: Eukaryota; Metazoa; Chordata; Mammalia; Dasyuromorphia; Dasyuridae. The record is from RefSeq and is a predicted model, not a curated record. Bases 1 to 3894 code for a protein of 1297 amino acids.
AUGUUUUGUCCUCUCAAAAAAUGUGAUGAGCAACUUGUCUCUGCAUUGCCUCAUGUCGUUUUCAGCAGUUCAUCUUCUAUGUCCAGCAGCUAUUCUCCAGGUUAUGCCAAGCUCAAUAAAAGAGGUGGAGCUGGAGGAUGGUCUCCCUCAGACAGUGAUCAUUACCAAUGGCUGCAGGUUGAUUUUGGCAAUAGAAAGCAGAUCAGUGCCAUUGCAACCCAAGGUAGAUAUAGCAGCUCUGAUUGGGUGACCCAGUACCGAAUGCUCUACAGUGAUACAGGAAGGAACUGGAAACCAUAUCAUCAAGAUGGGAAUAUCUGGGCAUUUCCAGGAAAUAUAAACUCUGAUGGUGUAGUCCGCCAUGAUUUGCAACACCCAGUCAUUGCCCGUUAUGUACGCAUAGUGCCCUUAGACUGGAAUGGAGAAGGUCGGAUUGGGCUGAGAAUUGAAGUCUAUGGCUGUUCUUAUUGGGCCGAUGUUAUCAAUUUUGAUGGCCAUGUUGUAUUACCGUACAGAUUCAAGAAUAAGAAGAUGAAGACUCUGAAAGAUGUCAUUGCUUUGAAAUUUAAAACCUCUGAGAGUGAAGGGGUAAUCUUCCAUGGAGAAGGGCAGCAAGGAGAUUAUAUUACCUUGGAACUGAAAAAAGCCAAACUGGUUCUCAACUUAAACCUGGGGAGCAACCAAUUUGGUUCCAUAUAUGGCCAUACAUCUGUGAUGACAGGAAGUUUGCUAGAUGAUCACCACUGGCAUUCUGUUAUCAUUGAACGCCAUGGACGGAACAUCAACCUGACUCUGGAUAGGCAUUUGCAACAUUUUCGGACGAAUGGAGAAUUUGAUUAUCUGGACUUGGAUUAUGAGAUAACCUUUGGAGGUCUGCCUUUUUCUGGGAAGCCAAGUUCCAACAGUAGAAAGAAUUUCAAAGGAUGCAUGGAAAGCAUUAACUACAAUGGAAAUAAUAUCACUGAUCUUGCCAAGAGGAAGAAAUUAGAGCCUUCUAAUGUGGGAAAUUUAAGUUUUUCUUGUGUGGAGCCACAUACAGUUCCUGUGUUCUUCAAUGCCACAAGUUACCUGGAGGUACUUGGCCGCCCCAACCAGGACCUAUUUUCAGUCAGCUUCCAUUUCAGAACAUGGAAUCCCAAUGGCCUUCUUCUCUUCAGCAAUUUUGCAGAUGGUUUAGGGAAUGUGGAGAUUGACCUCACUGAGACCAAAGUUGGUGUCCGUAUCAACAUCACAUUAAACAAAAAGAACCAAAUCGACAUUUCCUCAGGUUCUGGGCUAAAUGAUGGACAAUGGCAUGAAGUUCGUUUCCUAGCCAAGGAAAAUUUUGCUGUUCUAACCAUUGAUGGUGAUGAAGCAUCAGCAGUUCGAACUAACAGUCCUCUUCAAGUUAAAACAGGAGAGAAGUAUUACUUUGGAGGUUUUCUUACACAGAUGAAUACUUCAGAUCAUUCUGUACUACAACCUUCCUUCCAAGGGUGUAUGCAGCUCAUUCAAGUGGAUGAUCAGCUAGUCAAUUUACAUGAAAUAGAACAAAGAAAGCCGGGCAGCUUUGCUAAUGUCAGUAUUGACAUGUGUGCCAUUAUAGACAGAUGUGUGCCCAAUCAUUGUGAGCAUGGUGGUAAAUGCUCCCAAACCUGGGAUAGCUUCAAGUGCACUUGUGAUGGGACAGGAUACAGCGGGGCCACCUGCCAUAACUCUAUCUAUGAACUCUCCUGUGAAGCUUAUAAACACCUGGGCAAAACCUCAAAUUUUUACUGGAUUGAUCCUGAUGGCAGUGGGGCUCUGGGGCCUCUCAAAGUCUACUGCAACAUGACAGAAGAUAAAGUGUGGUCAACUGUAAAUCAUGACUUGCAGAAGCAAACUCCUGUGGUCGGCUAUGGCCCAGAAAAAUACUCAGUGGUACAGCUCAAUUACAGUGCCUCCAUGGAUCAAAUCACGGCCAUCACCAGCAGUGCAGAGUAUUGUGAGCAGUUCGUCUCCUAUUCUUGCAAGAUGUCAAGGCUGUUGAACACCCCAGAUGGAAGCCCUUACACCUGGUGGGUUGGGAAAGCCAAUGAAAAGCAUUACUACUGGGGUGGUUCCGGACCUGGAAUCCAGAAAUGUGCGUGUGGUAUUGAACGAAACUGUACUGAUUCAAGAUAUUACUGUAAUUGUGAUGCUGAUCAUAAGCAGUGGAGAAAGGAUGUUGGCUUAUUAUCCUACAAAGAUCAUUUGCCUGUCAGCCAGGUGGUAGUUGGUGAUAUUGACCGGCCUGGUUCUGAAGCCAAACUGACUGUGGGUCCAGUACGCUGCCAAGGAGACCGGAAUUACUGGAAUGCUGCCUCAUUCUUUACACCAUCAUCCUACCUUUACUUCUCCACUUUCCAAGGGGAAACAAGUGCUGACAUCUCUUUCUACUUCAAAACUUCAGCUGCUGAUGGAGUGUUUCUGGAGAAUCUGGGGAAUACAGAUUUCAUCAAACUUGAGCUGAAAUCUGCCACCGAAGUGUCCUUCUCCUUUGAUGUUGGAAAUGGGCCAGUGGAGAUUGUUGUCAGAUCUCCCUCUCCCCUUAAUGAUGACCAGUGGCACCGGGUCAUUGCUGAGAGAAACGUCAAGCAGGCAAGUCUCCAGGUGGACCAGUUGCCACAACAGGUGCGGAAGGCACCUACAGAAGGUCACACACGCUUAGAGCUUUACAGCCAGCUAUAUGUGGGUGCUGCAGGAGGUCAGAGGGGAUUUCUGGGUUGCAUUCGCUCCCUCAGGAUGAAUGGGGUGACUCUUGAUUUGGAAGAAAGAGCAAAGGUUACUCUGGGAGUGAAACCUGGGUGCUCAGGUCAUUGUACCAGCUAUGGAAUGUACUGUGAGAAUGGAGGCAAAUGUGUGGAGAAGUACAAUGGUUACUCCUGUGAUUGUUCCAAGACUGCCUACGAUGGACCAUUUUGCAUAAAAGAUGUUGGAGCUUUUUUUGAAGAGGGAAUGUGGCUACGGUAUAACUUCCAAGCACCAGGAGCCAAGGAUGCCCCCAGUCGAAGUGGCAGCUCUCCGGAAACUCAGAACUCCAUGCCAGACCUGGCCAAGGAAGAGCUCAGUUUUAGCUUCAGCACCACCAAGGUUCCCUGCAUCCUCCUCUACGUCAGCUCCCAAACCACAGACUUCCUGGCAGUUCUGGUGAAACCCUCUGGAAACUUACAGAUUCGUUACAACUUGGGAGGCACCAGAGAGCCAUAUAAUAUUGAUGUAGACCACCGAAACAUGGCAAAUGGACAGCCUCACAGUGUUAACAUCACCCGUAACGAAAAGGACAUAAUUCUCCAGCUUGAUCAUUACUCUCCAGUGAGUUACAGCCUGCCAAGUUCAUCUGACACACUGUUCAAUUCUCCUAAGGCUCUCUUUCUAGGAAAAGUGAUAGAAACAGGGAAGAUUGACCAAGAAAUACAUAAGUACAACACGCCAGGAUUCACUGGGUGUCUUUCCAGAGUGCAAUUCAACCAAAUUGCUCCUCUCAAGGCAGCCUUGAGACCAACAAACGCCUCUUCUCAAGUCCAUAUUCAAGGGGAACUGGUAGAGUCCAACUGCGGAGCUUCCCCACUGACCAUCCCACCCAUGUCUGCUGCUACUGAUCCUUGGCACUUAGAUUCAGCCAGUGCUGAUUUUCCAUACAAUGCAGGACAAGCCAUAAGAGAUGGAGUUAACAGAAAUUCGGCAAUUAUUGGAGGGGUCAUCGCCGUGGUGAUCUUCACCAUCCUUUGCACCUUAGUGUUCCUCAUCCGCUACAUGUUCCGCCACAAGGGCACCUACCACACCAACGAAGCCAAGGGCGCAGAGUCCGCCGAGAGCGCCGACGCCGCCAUCAUGAACCACGACCCAAACUUCACGGAGACCAUUGAUGAGAGCAAAAAAGAGUGGCUCAUCUGAGGGAGCUAGCGCUUGGCAGCGGGGCGGGAGGGCGGGGAGAGGGCAGGAAAGCAGGGGGACGCAGGGAAGAGGGCACAAGGGGGACCUCCAAGGAAGGGGAAAGCACUCUGCUUCGGACUCUUGAGCACAUCUUUAAAAGAUCAGCACAACGCGGAGAAGCAAGGGACAGACAAAAUCCUUGGGACUGGAGAACAAAAAGGUGUUAAAAAUGAGAACUUUUUAAUAUUCAUUCACAGCUCUGUCUCUCCUUCUAUAUCCAAACAAAUAAUGAGAAGAAAAUGCUUUUAGAGUUUCCACAUUGGUUAAAAUCCGUCAGUAAUACCUGUCUUUUUUUGUGUGUGUUUAGAGGUGUUCUAAAUACUUAUGACAACAGGGCCCGUUUUCUACAUUUUUAGGAGCCCUUAGAAUUUGGAUAUUUCUGUCUUGAGAACAACUGACAAAUAUAUAUAUAUAUGGCCUCCAAUGAUUCUUUUUUUCCACAUAUAGUUAAUUCUGAAUGGGUUAUUGUUGUAUCUAGAGCUUGUUUACAUCACAUUUCACUUGGCGUCUUGUAAAUUGGGAGUUGGGAGAAGAAAGGGGCAUAGGGAAACAACCCACUCUUUUUGCCAAUGUCCACAGGGCCACUGACCUGUGCGACCACAUUGAGGGCUCUCAUGUGACCCAGGCUGUUGAAGGACAAGACUGUACAAUACUUAGCAGUGAUGUAAAACCACAUCAUCAUUGUUACCUCGGUUGGGGGGAAGGGAAUAUUCUGAAUUAUGGAAAGUUACUUUGAUUUUUUCAUGAAGCUCUGAGAAAUAAUAUUGUUCCGAGUACAUAGUCUUAGCUCUGUUCUGUUUCUCUCUCUUUGGCUAUGGGAUUUAUCCUCCACUCUUCCUGUGAUACAUUGGCAUAUUCUGUAUGUAGACAUAUAGGGAAUUAAGAGCCAAAUGCUAUGGUUUGUUUGCUUCUAUUUCUUUUAUAGACAGUAGUAAAAGUAGCAAUCCUGUCGUGCUGCCUAGUGAAUGCAUAGAGUAGGUCGCUGUCCUUAACAAGCCCUUCCUCUUUCAAAGUCUCCAGUUUCAUUCUCCUUCCAACAUAUACCUGCCCAGAGGGGUGUGCCCUUCCAGGACUAUGCUAUGAGGGCGAGCCAAUCAUUGAAGUGAAUUUAAGCACAUCUUAAAAAAUUCUUUGUUUCCGAAGUAUGACCCAAAAGAUGGCCAACUUAACUCGGAAGGAAAAUGUGGUAAGUGUUUGGGAUUAAAACAAUGUCUAUGAAAAUUCACUGCAAUGAUUGACUCACUUCUAUACAUAAUCGAUUGGAAAACACCAUCUUCUUUUUAAAGUCAUUGAAAUAAUCUUCUGGCCAAAGCAAAUACACUGCCCAGUAGGUAAUUAAGGAAUUACGCAGGCUCAAUUACAAUUGAACCUUGCAUUUGUCACAAACGCAACAGCUGGGAGUUCCCAUCCAUAGACUCAAUGGAUAAUGAUUUGCAAUAAGGGAUCAAAACUAAAUGAUGGCAAAAGAUGUGAUUGUCUAGAGCUAGUUACUUUCUGCCUAAUAAAAUUUACCCUUCAUAUUUUGCACAUUUUGACUUGAGACAUUCCAAAAAGCAGACUCAUUUAUUUGUAAAGGUUGACAUAAAGGUUAUUUCCAGAAUCACAUUGCAACAUCUAGGAUCAUUCUGACAUAACUUCUCCCACACAUCCUCUGCUAAUGACAUACACUUCAAAUGGGAACCACUUAAAACUGUUCACUGUUUUGUUCUCCUUUCUAAAAGGGAAUGUUAAUAGAAAAAUAAAGAUAUUGAUGUUCUGUUGGAUACUACUCCAAAAACUGCAUAGUGAUAUGAAUUUGGAAAUGGUUCCAUUACAACUUUUUCAGGAUAUUUGGGAUACUUGUGAAUCCUAAGAUGAUUAUGACUUCUUCUUGGGUGGUUAGAUUCAUUUUAUCCAGAGAUGAUGAUCUGAGGUAAAAGAACAUAUGUGCGGUGUACUAAAUAUUGCAUUUCAAGUGAUUAAGUAUUGGAAUGUAACUACUUAAAGUCUAUAUAGACUUUAAAUUUGAGGAAACAUUGAAAGAUUUUUUAAAGGAGUAUUUCUAUAUUUUUAAAGGGAUUAUUUCUAUUUCAAGUUGCUCCCUAAGGUAUUAUCAAGUCAGUUAACUAAGAUUUCACAUUACUCACAUAAGAAUCAUUUAAGUACAAUUCAACAAGGAUGAUUAUUUUUCAAUACUCUUAUCAAAAGAAUCCAACAGUUAACAUCAAUGUACUCUUUAAAAAUAUGCCUACCUACCAUGUUGAGAUCCGUUAAAUCAGGAAAAACUAAUUUUUAAAAGAGGCUUAAAUUUUCCAGGUAUUUUAAAAUUUGACCUAUUUUUAAAUUUGUUUUGCUGAUAACAAAUAUUGUUAGGAUAAGCCCCAUGUAAAAAAUAUUUUUAGCAUCUCUUUACUUCUAUUCAUCAUACAUCUUUCACCUAAUUCUCUGCUUCAUUAGACUUCUCUCUGAGAAGAUUUGGUCAUAGAAAGACCCAAAUCAACAUUUUGAAUAUCAAAAUGAUUUUCCCAUUUCCUUUGACCUCUCCAUAUUUCCUCUUGAUAUCAGCAGGCAGAAAAUAAAAAAUGUAUCAAUAUCACCAGGUAUUUUGACCCUCAGAAUUGUCAUGAAUCUUAUGUGAACAGAAACAGCCUAAUUAAAUCAUAUUUAUCAAGUAACUGUUCCACAAAGGAGAUACAAAGGCAUUCAAAACACAAUUCUUGAAAAUUUUAUAAUCUAGUUGGGGAUCUGGGAUAUCCCUGGAUGAAGAAGGUGAGCAACCACACAAAGUUAAUAUGGUAGGUAAAUAUUAAAUGAAUGGUUUAAAAAAAUCUUUGGUUUCUCAGAGUUAUAGAUUGAGAAGUCCCAAAUCUUUUUUAAAGGCCAUUGUCAAUAAAUUUCCCAUUAACAAUAUGUUGAUUUGGAGGGGAAAGGAGAUGGAAUUCCCUAUCCCCCAUGUAUCCUUGAAGAACAAUUUUAGUACUUAAUCUCACUUGACCACUUUAUAACCAACAGAACUCAAUUGUAUAUGAAAGGUCCCUGAUGACAAAAUCAAAUUGUAUUUUUUUUAUCAUUUACCUAAAAAUACUCUUUGGGAGAUAAGCUAUUUAAAAGAUUUCAAAAAUGGGGGAAAGCAUUUUUUUGGCUAAUCAGGAGAGUGGGAGAGGAGGAUUUAUUAUGUAUAACUUGAGAAUGUAGGUUUUUAAGAGCUUUAGUUUGUGCAUAUAAAGCGGUGCUAUUCUAAGGCUAUACCUAUAAAAAGCACAUCCCCUUAACCCAGACACAAUACAGGUCAACAAGUUGGAACAGAUUUUAUUACAUUCAAUCGAAACUCAUGAUAAUAUUCAAUUCAACAUUUAUUAAGUGUCUCAUUAAGUACAAAGCAACCAUAAAGGAACUUAAAACCUUCAUCUGACACUUCCUCCAGUCAUGUAAGUCACCUUGUGCUCUUAAAAACCAUUCCAGGUGAGUUCAAACUCUGUCAGGUCCAACCAAACUUGAAAGACUCAGACCACAAACCUGAUGGUUCUUCUGAUGGUUGGUCUAGUUAAAUACAGUGUGACUCAUCACCAGAAGAGUGUUCCUACCACAACAGCUCAUGAAACCCCCUACAAAGUCCAGGAAGGGCUUUGGGGAAUAACUUAAUGAUGAAAUUACACACCUUUCAAAGUAUGUGCAAAGGGAGGAUGCAAGGUAUUAUGGAAGGAGUUUUAGAGGCAGAGGACUUGAGUUUACAUCCUGUUCAGAUUUACUUUCAAAUAUUCAAUCUACUUAGUCCUCAGUUUCUUCCUCUAUAAAAUUAGUUUAGGAUAGAUAGUCUGUAAAAUCUCUUCCAGUUUUGAUCUGUAAUCCCAUGUUUAUGGGACUGCAUUUUUAUUGUUGCCUUGCAUGCAUUCACGUUAAUUCAUCAAUUGCUCAAACAACAAAAAAGACACUUAGAAAUCAAAGGCUUACUUCAUAGGAAAAUUUGCCCCAAAUUGUCCUUCCACUAACAAGGGCUACAAUCAAUACCAUCAUCAUCAUCAUCAUGCUUACUUUGCUGGGAACCUCUCCAUAAGCAUAUGAUGUACAUACACGCAAGAAGAAGAAGCUCUAACCAUUCAAGCAUUAGUCAAACAGUAAGCCCUUGGGAGUUAACACCUGUUGAGCAUCAACUGUCUGUACACACAACACUCAAUGGAGCCCAUAUUUGUCCCUUGCUCUAGUUACUCUAGGUCACCAGAUGAGGCAAAACAAUAUCAGAAGGGGCGGCAAGUAACUCAGGGGAAAGAUAACAGGGUACCAAAAUACAAACUUGCAGUAGAUCACCAAAAAAGAAGGGAUAUAAUUUCCUUUGUCUCAUCUGUUCCAUUCUCAUCCCACCGAUUUUUUUUCUCCUCCUCCCAAAAUUGGAACUCACUCAACAUGCCUAAAUUCAAAUGAUCAAGUUAAGCCCUGUUAGCCCCACAAGAUUUGGAUUCAGAUUGGAUUCAUUUCUAAUUGUCCUUCUUCAGUGACUAAACAUUUUCCCAAAUAAAUGCAAUAAUUUGGAAAUUUAAAUUAGUAUUCUUGGUAAGUAGGUUGCAAGUAUGCUAGCAACCAGGAAGUCUACACCAGAUAAAAGUAAAUUACCCAGCUGGAACCUCAUCCUAACCCUUAAAAGCCUUUCCAUGGAAUGUGGAAAAACAAACUAGAAGGAUACGAUAUAUAGCCCAUGACCAGGGAUGCCAGAUCACUUGAGCAUCAUUUUCAGUAUUGAAAGCAGCUUCCAUGGCCCUGUCAGAGGAAGACAGAGAGCCAGAAUCUGAGCUUCUUCUGUCACCAAUCUGCUGUCUUCAUUCCCAAUAUUUUAGCUAGAGCAGAUUUUACCUACCUCCCAGGGGAAUUGCGAGGUAUCCUUGCAUCUUGCCUACAAGGCUUUUAUAAAAUUUUAGUCACAGUGCAGGGUGAAGGCCAAAUGGGAUGGGCCAAGAGGCAAGUAAUGGGACAGGGUGAAGCAUCUGUUGAAUAUUGAAUCCAGUAAAGAGAACAGGAGCAAAGCUGAAAUCUGCCAAGAUGUCUUCCCAUGUGAGUCUGAGAAAUUAAAUCUUUUGUGAGAUGAAUAAGCCCCUGAACUGAAAACCCAAGCUAGGAUUGCUGUUGCUUAUGUCCCCUAAUCCCUCCAAUGUCCCUCAUUUGAUAUUUGGCUGUACUGACACGCAAUCUUUCCGAAGAAUCUGUAUGAAAUAAUGCAACAUUUUAACUUUGCUUGGAACCUCUCUGACAUGCAGGAUUAUUUCCAAGCACACUGCUUUCACACUUGCAGCUGUCUAAGAUGUAUGAAAUUUCAAAACUUUUUUGCCAAACAAGCCUGAGAAAAGGGUGCUGACCAUUACUCCUAUUUGUCACAGACUGCCAAAGAAUGAGAUGUUUCCAGUUUGACAUUUAGGUAAAAGUUCCCCUAAGCAAGAAUCCACUCAGCUCAUCUCCAUCUCAAAACUGACCAAUCUGUUAAUAUCUGCACAAUAGCCAGAAUCUAGGUCUGGGAAAAAGGGUUCUCUUGUCUUGAUUCUACCAAGGUUUCAGCUCAAACCAUCACCAUUCCCACGUUCCAUUUGGUUAGGAAGAGUUUAUUUUUUGUUCUUUUGUAAUGAGCAUGGUGACAGCAGAGGUUACAAUUUUGAAAAGAUGAACUAAAUUCCAGUUCUGGAAAAAAAAAAGGCAGGCAGGCAAUUGGGAGGGGGGUUCCAUUCUAGUGAAAUAGCACACAAUUGCACCCUCUAAAAGCAACAGCAUGUAAACUAGAAGGAAAGAAGGACAUUAUGUAUGUUAUAUUAUGCCUGAUAUUCUUUGUGAAUGUCUUUCAUUUUAACUAAGAUUCUACUAGAAACCAGAUUGAUAAAUAAAAAAUUCAAAAUAGUUUUAAUUAUCCUAA